GUCAGACCAUCGCGUAUACGAGCACGUGGUAAUCUUACUUGCGGUUCUCAAAAACUUUAUAAAGGGAAUCAGAUAUAUAGAAGACCUGACGCACGAUCGCUUCAGCCCUGUCAAGCCGCAUCUUUCCCUGCAAUUUAUAAAAAAUGGCUCUCCCAAAAGAAGUUGGUGGCUAUAAGCUCGGGAAGUUGCUGAUCGAAGGAAAGACUAAACAAGUUUUUGAUCUUCCUGGGGAGCCGGGCUUCUGUCUUCUGCUGAACAAAGACAGGAUCACAGCUGGAGAUGGUGUCAAGGCUCACGAUAUGGAGGGCAAAGCCGCCAUAUCAAAUUUGACAAACGCCAAAGUUUUCGAAAUACUUAAGGCCGCCGGAAUCAAGACCGCUUUCGUAAAGCUUGCCUCAGAGACGGCGUUUGUAUCGAAGAAAUGCGAUAUGGUACCCAUCGAAUGGGUCACCAGGCGACUGGCGACUGGUUCCUUCCUGAAGCGCAACCCCGGUGUUCCCGAAGGUUUCAGAUUCACGCCGCCCAAGCAGGAAACCUUCUUCAAAGACGACGCCAACCACGACCCACAGUGGUCUGAGGAACAGAUCGUUUCUGCUAAUUUUAAAGUCAACGGCCUCGUCAUCGGUCAGGAUGAGGUGGACUACAUGCGGAAGGUAACAAUCCUCGUGUUUGAAGUCUUGGAGAAGGCGUGGGCGUUACGUGACUGUGCCCUUAUCGAUAUGAAAAUUGAGUUUGGAGUUGAUGCUGAAGGGAACAUUCUCUUGGCUGAUGUCAUUGAUUCUGACUCCUGGAGGCUUUGGCCGUCAGGUGACAAGAGGCUGAUGGUAGACAAACAGGUGUACAGAAACCUGUCGAAUGUAACAGCCGCGGACCUCGACACUGUGAAGCGUAACUUCUCAUGGGUCAAAGACCAGCUCGACCACCUGAAGCCUUCGAUUCAUCACAAGGUCGUCAUCUUCAUGGGCUCGCCAGCUGACCAGGAACAUUGUCAGAAGAUUGCUAAAGCCGCCCGGGAGUUCGGCCUGGACGUGGACCUCCGGGUGACGUCAGCCCACAAGGCGACGGAAGAGACUCUGCGAAUCAUGCAGCGCUACGAGGACACGCAUGGAGCGCUCGUCUUCAUAGCGGUGGCUGGACGUUCUAACGGUCUGGGACCGGUUCUAUCUGGCAACACUUCCUAUCCUGUCAUCAACUGCCCGCCGCCGUCUGAUAAACUUGUCCAGGACAUCUGGUCUUCCCUGUCUGUGCCUUCCGGUCUGGGCUGUGCGACGGUCAUCUACCCCGACAGCGCUGCCCUUAUGGCCGCUCAAAUAAUCGGUCUUCAGGACUACCUCGUGUGGGCGCGUCUCAGGGCGAAGCAGCUCGAUAUGGCAACAUCUCUUAGGGCUGCCGACAAGAAGAUCCGUAACCUCUGAGUUGUUUUAAUCUUUAAUUGUUGGUUGUUUUUGUACUACAUAUGCGACUCGAAUGUACAGUAUUUUGAAGGAAUAUCAAGAGGGACAUGAGAAGUUAUAAUACAGAAUUGUAUGUGGAUAUAUCUUUAGAACAACAACAUUGAUUUGUGAGAAUCAUUCCGUUUUAUAUAAAUAAACGAUAAUUUUCAUAAA
Molecule: messenger RNA, 1607 nt
Organism: Danaus plexippus (monarch butterfly)
Lineage: Eukaryota; Metazoa; Arthropoda; Insecta; Lepidoptera; Nymphalidae
Gene: Paics
Product: bifunctional phosphoribosylaminoimidazole carboxylase/phosphoribosylaminoimidazole succinocarboxamide synthetase
Exons: 8
Coding region: 144-1415 (423 amino acids)
Biological process (GO): 'de novo' IMP biosynthetic process
Molecular function (GO): phosphoribosylaminoimidazolesuccinocarboxamide synthase activity
Source: RefSeq, a predicted model, not a curated record